This is a messenger RNA of Seminavis robusta, 1407 nucleotides long. NCBI's taxonomy places the organism in Eukaryota, Bacillariophyta, Bacillariophyceae, Naviculales, Naviculaceae. The record is from the annotation of a GenBank genome assembly.
AUGCCUUCGUUUCGGCAGUUUUCGUCUGGUGGACAGUCGUCGCACUUGCACACGCCCGAGGCAACGCCGCUGAGAAAGCGCGAGAACGAUAGCUUUGCGUCUCCAGAAGCUCCUUUGUUGUGGCGUCAAUCGCUUCAACCGGCAACCGGAGGUCUUCACAAUACUAGUACUAGUUACAGUCCAUCGAUGGCUGCGUCAUCAUCACACUUUGCGGAUGUGAACUUUGUACACUCAUCACGGCGCCGGGGACGAUACGAUAACCGUCAAGGGGCUCAGUUCUGGGUUCCAUGGGUCAUGAGAGGGAUACUGGCUUCUCCGCUCAUUGUGGUUAUGAUGUGGCUUGCGUUUGUGGCCAUUCGACACCCGAGAGAAGCACAGACUGUCAAGAACAAUAAUAGCUAUGGCAUGCCGCGGGUUCUCCAGCAAAAGCAUCCCGAAAACAAAAUCCUUCAUCCAUUCCUGGCUAGUCAUCAUCAGAAGAAUUCUGCUAACGAUCAUCCGAUUCCUGUCUACGUGCCCAUGGGGGCUUCUCAAAAUGAUCAACAACUCCAGCAAGAGUUCACUCAGAUGGUGCAGAACUCGGGCUUACAACAACCUCCGCAGUACAUGAUUCCUAUGUCACAAGCUCACAAAACAUUAAUGAAGGAGAGUCAGUCAACGCAACAGCAGCAGUUCCAACAAUACUCGCAACAAGGUCAACUGCAAAUGAACAUUCCAAUGCAGCAAGCCCAGCCACAGAUCAUGGCGGGACAAAACAUGAUGCAGCUCACCCAGCAACAACCAGGGCAUGGGUGGAACAACCUUAGAGGCGGAGGCAAAAAGCACGCAAAGCCACAUAAGCUGCAACAACAAGAUGUUCCUCCGCAAUCAGCUGCGCAACCAAAGAUAUUCUAUUAUGAACCAAACCAGGCCAUCGUACAGGGACAGUUGCAAGCCCCUACCGUUGUCUACGACGAACAUGGUAACGAAAUUGAACUGGCAUCCUUGGUGACUGGUGUGACAGAGUUGUUCAUCGAACCCCCGCUCUUGGCAGACCUGCCCAUGUUUGGAGCAUCUCAGCCCAUCAACGGCAACAGACGAAUGAUGGCAGCCUCCAACAGCACCAACUCCACUCUUCCCCACUUACUGGGACCUCCUCCCUUGGAAAUGAAAAUCAAGACACCGGAGUCAUGGGGUCAAUCAACCUCCCAAGACCAAUCCAUUAUUGUUUGUACUGUAGCAGUGAUGGCGUUGCUCGUUGGAGCCUUGUCAGCGCGACGGUUGCGAGCUCGAUCAUACCUCUCAUCUUGCAUUGAAAACGAGAGCCUCGAAGAUGAUGUGGCCUUUGACAGCGCAUAUACCGUUACUGGAGGGGAUAGCUACAAUACCUUUGGAUGGAAGGGAGAUCUGGAGAAAUUCGAUGUGUAG